AUGGGUGGCGGACCGCUAAGAUCCACCACUCCUGUCAAUUACGAAAUAUUGAUGAAAACUCCAAAACUGAGGGAAGCAAAUUAUUUCACUACUUCCACUUCAGGCUUGAAUAACCAACAUAUUUUCCCCACUUCGAACCCUUCAGAAGUUAUUCUUGACUUCCCAGAGAAAUUCAUCCCCCACACUCAAGCGGUCAAUAAUGCUAGUUACGUACCGAUACGUGACAAAGAAGACGAAUAUGUUGAAGAGGAUGAAACUACGUAUACCGGAUUUUUACCAUUCUUGAAAAUGGUUCAAAAUAAGCUCAUGAAAUAUAAAAUUACAUCGCAUGAGAGUAAAAUAUCUGUCUUAACUCAUUUGAGAGAUAAUUUAUUGAUGAAUAUUCAUCAUAGAAUAUCGAAAUUGUCGAAACCAACAACUUCUCGUGAAGCUCGAGGUUAUAAAAAUGAAGAACAUCAUAUGGAAUUUCCAUCUAAUGAAGGUGCUCUCAUGACUAUUGGAUUUCUUACUUUUGCAGUGUUCCUGAUAAAGUUGGUCAUGAAACUAGUCUAUGCUCUGAAAUACAAGUUUCAGAUGUAUGCAUCUACUACAACGACUACUACGGCUGCAACCGUCCUUUUGUUGAACAGAAAAAAACGAGAUGAAGAUAUCGAAAAUGCUUCCAGAAUAUUGCAGUACAUUGAAGAAUUUCCACAUAUAGAUGCAGAUAGCAUAACUACGAUGAACAGAAUUCCGUAUAAGAAAACCAAAAAAUAAUUUAUGUCAAAACCGAA
Molecule: messenger RNA, 773 nt
Organism: Leptinotarsa decemlineata (Colorado potato beetle)
Lineage: Eukaryota; Metazoa; Arthropoda; Insecta; Coleoptera; Chrysomelidae
Source: RefSeq, a predicted model, not a curated record